AUGAAACGAGCAAACAGUGAGAAUUCGGGAGGAAGUACGGCUGAAAGCAGCGGACACAACACUCCGGAAAAUGACGAACCCGGUUUUCCUCCAACAAAACGGCUACUCGCAAGGUCUGAAGAAAGAGGUGACAGUGACACAGAAGAAAUACGACAAAAAAUGAAUGGUUGUGGACGAGUGAAUGGUGAAGCAAUUGAAGAAGAUCGAAUCGCUAUUCUUGAUUCUGGAGCCCAAUAUGGAAAAGUUAUUGAUCGACGUGUUCGUGAGCAAAAUGUCUUCUCGGAAAUGUUCCCCCUUGCCACAACUGCCAAACAAAUAUGCGAAACGGGAAAAUUCAAAGGAAUCAUUAUUUCUGGAGGGCCUAAUUCAGUGUAUGCUCCCGGUGCGCCAACGGUUGACCCAGCGAUAUUUUCUUGUGGUUUGCCGGUGUUUGGCAUUUGUUACGGAUUUCAGUUGUUAAAUAAAUGGGCUGGUGGUGGAGUGAGUCGAGAAAAAGUACGGGAAGAUGGUCAAACAGAAGUACGAAUCGAGAAGGAUUCACCAAUUUUUGAAAAACUGGAAUCAACAGAAAGGGUAUUGCUUACGCAUGGAGAUUCGGUGAGUCCAGCCACGGUUGCUUCAGGAUUCCGAAUUAUUGCUUCAAGUGGACAACAUGUUGCCGGUAUUGCACAUGAGAAAGAGCAUCUAUAUGGAGUGCAAUUUCAUCCCGAAGUCGAUCUAACUCUUCACGGCCGACAAAUUUUUCACAAUUUUCUCUACAACAUUUGCAAGUGUAAAGGAGGUUUCACUAUGCGAAGUCGGGAACAAAUUUGUAUUGAUGAAAUACGGCAAACUGUUGGAGAAGAAAAUAAAGUUUUGGUGCUCGUUUCUGGUGGAGUUGACUCUGCUGUCUGUGCUGCUUUAUUACACAAAUCACUUGGAAAAGACCGUGUUACAGCUAUUCACGUUGACAAUGGUUUUAUGCGCUACAACGAAUCCGAUUCGGUAAUCAAAAGUUUGAAUGCGUUGGAUUUGAAUGUGCACAGGUAUAAUUCGUGGCCAGAAUUUUUUCUGGUACCG
Messenger RNA from Mesorhabditis belari, 1059 nucleotides. Lineage: Eukaryota; Metazoa; Nematoda; Chromadorea; Rhabditida; Rhabditidae. The record is from the annotation of a GenBank genome assembly.